This is a messenger RNA of Myxocyprinus asiaticus (Chinese sucker), 2600 nucleotides long. Its product is annotated as inositol polyphosphate 5-phosphatase K-like. Lineage: Eukaryota; Metazoa; Chordata; Actinopteri; Cypriniformes; Catostomidae. Gene Ontology annotation, molecular function: phosphatidylinositol-3,4,5-trisphosphate 5-phosphatase activity; phosphatidylinositol-4,5-bisphosphate 5-phosphatase activity; inositol bisphosphate phosphatase activity. The record is from RefSeq and is a predicted model, not a curated record. Gene Ontology annotation, cellular component: cytoplasm; endoplasmic reticulum; plasma membrane. Gene Ontology annotation, biological process: negative regulation of glycogen biosynthetic process; negative regulation of insulin receptor signaling pathway; phosphatidylinositol dephosphorylation.
UGCCGCUUCUGAAGGACAUUUAUUUUAAAUUUUUAGCAGCCAUGUUUGUUUGAGUGAUAUUUGCCUGUAGUUUCACACACUCUCUCAUGUAAAUACAGUGCGCAGCUCGUGAUGUGAUGAGGUAUUUUAUUUCUACUAAUAGUUUCACACCAUAAAGACAAACGCGAUUUAUCAGGUGAAAUGAAGGAGGAGGAUUUAAGUGCCCUGAAUUCUGUCAGUCUGGAGCAGAAAGACAGCAAGAUGGACACUCUUGGGCUUUAUGUUGUCACAUGGAAUGUGGGCACAGCAGAGCCUCCUGAUGAUGUGAACUCUCUGCUUCAGCUCAGUUCUCCAAAGAAACCAGACCUCUACGUGAUUGGUCUACAGGAGGUGAAAGCAGCACCUCUGAAGUUUGUCACAGACUUGGCCUUCGAGGACUCCUGGAGUCAUCUCUUCAUGAACACACUGGCUCCUUUUGGAUUUAUCAAGGUGUCCUCCAUACGGAUGCAGGGUCUACUCUUGCUUUUCUUUUCCAAACUGGAGCACGUCCCCUUUAUCAGAGACAUUCAGGUCACUUAUACCCGAACAGGACUCUAUGGAUACUGGGGUAACAAAGGGGGCGUGUCCAUUCGUCUUUCCUUCUAUGGUCACAUGCUCUGCUUCCUGAACUGUCACCUAACUGCCCACAUGAACUUCGCCUCCCAGAGAGUGGAUGAAUUUGAGUACAUUCUAGAUGCUCAGACGUUUGAUGCCAAAAACACACCACGGAUUCUUGACCACAAGGUUGUGUUCUGGUUUGGGGAUUUAAAUUUUCGUAUUGAGGACCAUGGUAUGCACUUCAUUCGAAACUGCAUCAACAGCCAGCGUUUCAGUCUUCUGUGGUCUAAAGAUCAGCUCACCUUGAUGAAGAAGAAGGAAGCUGUUUUGCAGGAGUUUGAAGAGGGACCUCUCGACUUUCAACCCACCUAUAAAUUUGAUUUAAACUCAGAUAACUACGAUUCAAGUGGAAAGAAACGAAAGCCUGCAUGGUGCGAUAGAAUUCUCUGGAGAGUAAUGUCCAACUCCUCACCGACAGAGGAACCCAACAAAGAAGGUAACAGUGAAGACGAGCUGAAGAAGAAACUGGUGGGGGACCAGGAGGAAGAGUUUCCUCUCAAAGUGACCCAGGAAUUUUACACCAGUAAAAUGGAGUAUGGCGUUAGCGACCACAAGCCCGUUGUUGGCGUCUUCCGCUUGGAGCUGAAAAAGAUGUACGAGACGCCCUUGGUUCAAGUGUGUGCUGAGGGAGAGUGGAGUGCUGACUUUGAUGCCCUGAUAACCUACAGCCGUCUUCAGCCUUUUGCUUCCAGUGCCUGGGACUGGAUUGGCUUAUAUAAGGUUGGUUUUAAAAGUGUUUCAGACUAUAUCAUGUACGCUUGGGUGAAGGACGACCAGGUGGCUUUCAAUGAUGAGCUCUUUCAGGUUUAUGUGAACAAAGAUGAAAUUCCAGUUUUUGGGGGAGAAUGUGUGCUAUGUUAUUACAGCAGCAACCUGCAGUGCAUUGUCGGUAUUAGUGAACCUUUUAAUGUGCAGGAAUCCAGAGUGGCGAUUGAAGAGGGUUUAGCGCCUGAAAUCAAUGGACUAGAUCAGGCAGUUGCCAGUUACUGUCCAGAUACGGCUGAGCCUUAAUACUUUUUAGAGAGCACAUUGUUUCAUGCACUAUCUGCCCACCUUUCUAAACACCUGCACCUCAGAUAUCAAACCAAAUAGACCUGUGAAUUUAAGCAAGAGCAAUUUUAAUGCAAAAUUUGAAUUGGCUUUUAUUGGUAUGUGAUGUCAUACUAUGUAUAUUCUUUUCUAUUCUUGUUUUUCUUUUUUUAAAGGAACAUUUUUAAAUAUCAGGUAGAUGGUGGUAAUCUGAAUAGGCACAUGUCAGUUUUUACUUUAAUUCCUGGAAAUGAUUCUAAAAAGUCUCUCAAAAGCAGUUAUUACAAACAAAGGAAAUCAUUCCAGUAAUAUUUUUUAUAUGAAUACUUUAGCAAGACUGAUGCAGUUCACAUAAUUCUCACCACAGCCUUACGAUUACCACAUUCUUUCCAAAUAUUUACCAAAAUGUUUAUUAGUCUCCGUCAAAUGUCAGUGUUUAUUGUUGCUGCUAUUUUAUCAUUCCUUUUCAACUUAAUGUGGACUGUUACACUGUAAAACAUUUGCACUGUUUAAUUGAGUACUUUUAUGACAUGUUUACUUUGUUUGGAUCUAUUUAUGACUGUAACUCAUACCGAAGUGGUAUUAUAAUAUUGUGUUUGUCUUACUGAAUCAGUGAAUAAUUGAAGGAUCUUAUUAAUUAUUACUCUGUAUAAUUUGACCAAGUAUAUUUUAUUAAUGUAGAUGGUAAAAUUUGAUAAUAUAUUCAUGCUAAAUAUAAACAGGCUAUGUGCAAUGUUCUGCUAAAGUAUUUGUUGACUCAAGAAUGUAUGUUUGUUGUUUUAAUGUUAGACUAUGCUUAUAUAUAAAUAGAAUAUAUUUGUAUAAAUUUAUACUGUACAAAAUUUAAAAGAAUCUAAUAGCCAGAGUGAGCUUUUACAUUUCUAAACCACUACAAAUGCAUUCUGAUGGUAUGAAAUAAAUGUUAUUUAAAUUCA